Messenger RNA from Myxozyma melibiosi, 3387 nucleotides. RefSeq lists its product as uncharacterized. The record is from RefSeq and is a predicted model, not a curated record. The transcript has 5 exons. Gene Ontology annotation, cellular component: early endosome; tubular endosome; late endosome. Gene Ontology annotation, biological process: early endosome to late endosome transport. Lineage: Eukaryota; Fungi; Ascomycota; Lipomycetes; Lipomycetales; Lipomycetaceae. The coding region runs from base 1 to 3387 and encodes 1128 amino acids. Gene Ontology annotation, molecular function: phosphatidylinositol binding; guanyl-nucleotide exchange factor activity; SNARE binding.
AUGCAGCAUCUUGCAUUUUUACCGGUCCACGCCUCUGAGGUGCCAAAGGAGGUCAAGAGCCCAAGGACUCCUCUCAACCCUCUACUCGCAGCGCUCUUCCACCCUCCCCAGCUUUCACCACGAUCCCGCGAUCUCGCCAAUGCGCUCAAGUCACCCAGGAACUACGUUAUCCUUGUUCCGACCACGACAUCGCUGCUGUACACUGUCGACCAGGAGACAAACACGCCGUUCGCCGAGUUGUGCAAUCAGGAAGAUUUCUUGGCUUCUCAUAUCGUGAAGAUUGGCGUCUCUGCAAAAGCGAUCGGUCGCGCUCGUGUGUUUUGGACGUUGAAUGGCCGCAGUAUAGUCAUCAAGGAUGACUUCAUAUACACAAAUAAAGGGUUCAAAACCGUCGCGCAGGCUAGACUUCUGACUGAUCGCGUAUACACUACAACUUCUGAAUCAUUACCGUACGAUUCACAGUACUUGAUUUAUUACAUCACCAAACCAUUAAUCGGCAAUGCAUCGCCUCUUUAUGACUUCAAAGCCCUAGCCGCCCCCGUACCCUCCGCCGCAACAAAACCGGCCAAUUCAGCAAAGAAAAUCACCACCUUUGGCCAGCUACUAUCGCAUUUCCCGUUAAUAGCACGGCAGAUCCAGGAGCCGCUCAAUACCAUCUUUGAGAACUUUGACUGCUCCGAAGCUACCGAGCCUGACCUGGUGACGAUGAUUGAGGACGUGAUGGAGCGAGGAAUCGCGCUGUUCCAGAGUAUAGACCACUCGGUCGUCAACGCCAUGGCUAGCUCGACCGGACUUACAGGCCCUGAGAUUGAAAAAAUGCUCGAAAACUAUGUCGGAAAACAUCUUCACGCAAAGAUCUGGCCGCGGUUGACGGUUCUGCGCGCGCUCAAAGACUCAAUCAUCAGAGCCGCUGUCAAAAACAUGAAAAACAUCAGUCUUGGCCAAUUAGGUGUGCAACCGUUCUGGGUAGACGGCGGUGACAGUAUAGAAAGGAUGGUCAUGAGCGCAGUCGUUGAUCUGGAAAACAUUAGCAAGGGAGAGAAUGCGGCGAGCCAGGUUGAUGAGCUCGUCAAGAUAUUACGAAACCUUGGCGUUGUUCCUCCGUCUCAGCCGGAUGUGCCGACAAGCAACGGUGAUAAUUCCUCGAGCUCAAAGGAGAGUAAAGAGAAGUUGGCGGUCCAGUCGAACGUUAGCGCGGACGUCCUUGUCAGUCUGAUGAUUGUUGUCGUGACAUGGUCGAAAUUGGACCACCUUGACUCGCUCUUAUUCUACAUGCGCAAUUUCUCCUUUCUAGACGUCGACACCGGUGAAGUUGGCUACGCUCUUUCGACCUUCGAGGCUGUGAUCUUCCAUAUCAUGAACAACAGCUCCAAGCUAGCCAUUGUAUCCAGCGCCAACGCCGUCUUUUGGAAAAACAUCCGCAGCGGUAAGACUAUCAAACCAGCGUUUGAGACUCCAGGCGAGUAUUUUGAUGCCGGAGGAAUCGACGUGUCUGAAAUCGAAUCUUUGGAGCAAGUCUAUCGGAGUCGGAAUAGCUCGGGCGAAAGCGCAAUCAUGAUGGCCGUGCAGGCGUCGCCCGUAAAUCUUGAGAAUCUGGAGUAUCUGCUUUCAAAACGAGAGAUUUUUCCGAUCGAGGCGAUUCUGAGAGACCAAAACCAGUUUCAGACCACUCUAUUUUCUGCCGCAGUCCAAAGCGGAAACAAAGGUGUCAUUGACGCGAUUUGGAAGGUUCUAGCUGAUAACUACAGCACGGAGGAGAUCAAGCGAUAUCUGGCACGGAAGGAUGAAUGGCAGCGGAGUGCAGGACAUUAUCUUUUCAACUUCCCGGAGCUGAUCAGUUCAAUUGGCGGCCUUAUUUCAUGGACCGGCAAAGACCAAAAUGGCCAGACGCCGCUCUUUGCUCUGUGCCGGUCGUAUGAUCAUGCUGAGUACACGGCAUUGGUGAGGAUGGGCAUCGACGCUGCGACAAAGUAUCAGCCGGGUUCCGGAGGACUGAGAUUUCUGGACCAUGUGGAUAACAAGGGCAACACGCUGCUGCAUAUCAUGAAAGAUAUACCCUCGCUCGAGUACCUUCUUGAUAUCUGCGAUAUCGAUGUCAACCGGGUGAACGACAAGGGGCUUACACCUUUGAUGGUGAAUAGCAAAUUCUCGCGCAUCGCAGCUAUCGAGACUCUCACCAAGCGCGAAGAGGUCGACAUCUCUCGACGAAACUUCCGCGGUCUGAACGCGGCUGAGCUCGCAAAGGAUGAAACUACUCGAUCGAGGAUCGAGGACAUUACUCUUUUCAGCAAAUGUCCUUUACCGAAUGGCAGAAUUACGUCUGUUCUGCGGGGUUUCUUUGCCGACGACAAUGUGCAUUUCAUUGUAAAGUCUGGGAUUCCACCAGGGGUCUCCACUAUCACUUCUGUGAAGCGGACGUUUGCCGACUUUACGUUUAUGGCGAGGUGGAUGGCAUACGAGCUUCCUGCUUCUUGGAUUCCAGUGCUGAAUAUUCCUCACAACCCGUUCGCGAUCCCAUCUCGGCCGUCGAGAUCUGUCGUUAGAGAAGUCCAGUUCAAGCUAGAUUACUUUUUGCGUACUUUGCUUCUGCAUCCAACCUUCUCUACUCAUGAGCUCUUGUGGGAGUUUUUCCUAGUCGCCGAGUUGACCAAAGAUCUGAGCGAGAAGCGGAGCAAGCAGAAAGCGGAGAGCAGAAGAGAUACGUUGGAAGAUGAGUAUCCUCCGGUCGAAAACACGGACGAGGUCGUCAUAUUCUUUAAUCACGCACUGAAAGAAAUGAGACGUCUUGACGAAUCGUUUUUGAGAGUCGUGACUUGCGGAACUGCAAUGUACCAGAAGCGUUUAGAUCUGGCUGAGGCUUAUUCUGCGAUAGAAGGAUACUUCAAAUCCUUGACGUUUCUUCCUAUCUCGUUUGUGGACGCCUUGACGGAAUUGACGGCUCUUUAUCAAGUGAGCGAUUCUCAUCAGGAAGUGAUGGUCCAGGAACUACACGGAGCAUACUCAGCUGUCAAGUCUCUUGUCACUGCGCUCGCGCGUCCAAACUCGCUUGUGGAAGAUCUCAUGAACAAAACCAACCAGCUAAACAAGUACAAAACGUCGCUUCACCGCGCCUCUACAAGAUUACCCCUUGGCUUACUCGACGACACGCGUUCUCGUUACGCUCAAGAUGCGACGCAUAAUAUUCAGGCUACCAAGGACGAGAUCGCACUGCUUGGGUCGGAGAUUCGAUACUCGCAGACUAUAAUGGCGUCUGAAUUGGGAGGCUUUAACGAUAUGCACGAGAAGGAAGGGCUUCGGAUUAUCGGCGAGUACGUGAGGGAGAAGCUAAAGUGGGAAAAGGUGCGACUGAAGGGCAUGAAGAGUGUUUUGGAAAAGAUCAAGGCAUAG